AUGGAUGCCACUGAUAAACUGGAUGGAAGUAAGGUCACUUUCGAUGAUUCCUCGUGUAUACUGUUUCCUUAUCCAUUUAUCUUUCGUGAUCGAAAUGAACUAACGAAAUAUAUUUCCGAUGACUUAAAAACUAACCAAAUAGUCUACAAUACAAAACUUCUUUUGGGACUAUUGACGCUCGUACUACCAACGUUGAACAUGUUUAUGAUAUAUCACAGUGUAAUUCAUCAACAAGAGGACUUUGCAGAUACUUACUCAACGUUUCAUUCGAUCAUAUACUAUGGUGAAUUUAGUUUGGUACAUUUAUUAUUGUUUGGUACUUUGGUACGUCUUCUAUACAACAAUUACAAAGCUAAGAAAUCACUAUGCGCAAGUAAAGGUGAAUGGGUGAAUUUACUUGACACAGAAUUCACUUUAAUGGCAUUCAAUAUGAUAAAACUGAUUCCAAUUGUCUCAUUAAAUGGAUUUAAUAUCAUAUCAAAAGAAAUUUCAAUAAGUGUGUCAGUUUUCUCGAAUUAUUCUCGACCGAAGCGAAUUAUUUCGUUUACAAUUCUUACCUUAAUUAUUUUUAUUGAAUUGAUCACACUUAUUAGCACACUUAUUUUGCUCACUCUGGUUAAAGUCUAUCAAAUAUCAUUUGUUGGCCAUGUAAGUGAUCCGUCAGAAUGGACAAGUGACCAGUGGCUAUUGUUUAUUGGCUUCGCGGCGAAUAUUAUCAAUAUAACCGACACUCCAACAAUUAGCCAAUUAUCAUCUAUGUGGGAUCUAACUAAUAAAACAUGGUCAAACGAUGUAAAACUAUGGUUUGUUGAUGAUCAAGCAGCCGAAAGAAAAAGUUAUGUUAUCGGUCAAAUUUGUAAAGCAUUUGGUUUUAUUAAGACUUUUCUAUGGGUUCGAACCAUGACAGCCAAUGACCUACACUGUCUUGUACGUUUACCUCCGUCUGAACAACUUGAGUUGCAGAAAAACAGCAAAAACUAA
Messenger RNA from Adineta ricciae, 981 nucleotides. The record is from the annotation of a GenBank genome assembly. NCBI's taxonomy places the organism in Eukaryota, Metazoa, Rotifera, Eurotatoria, Adinetida, Adinetidae.